Molecule: messenger RNA, 670 nt
Organism: Lepus europaeus (European hare)
Lineage: Eukaryota; Metazoa; Chordata; Mammalia; Lagomorpha; Leporidae
Gene: RPL13A
Product: ribosomal protein L13a
Exons: 8
Coding region: 32-643 (203 amino acids)
Biological process (GO): translation; negative regulation of translation
Cellular component (GO): cytosolic large ribosomal subunit; ribosome
Molecular function (GO): structural constituent of ribosome; mRNA binding
Source: RefSeq, a predicted model, not a curated record
AGCUUCCUUCUUUCCCAGGCAGCUGCCGAAGAUGGCGGAGGGGCAGGUCCUGGUGCUGGACGGCCGAGGCCACCUCUUGGGCCGCCUGGCGGCCAUCGUGGCCAAGCAGGUGCUGCUGGGCCGCAAGGUGGUGGUCGUGCGCUGCGAGGGCAUCAACAUUUCCGGCAACUUCUACAGGAACAAGCUGAAGUACCUGGCCUUCCUGCGCAAGCGGAUGAACACCAACCCCUCCCGGGGCCCCUACCACUUCCGGGCGCCCAGCCGCAUCUUCUGGCGAACCGUGCGAGGCAUGCUGCCCCAUAAGACCAAGCGGGGCCAGGCCGCGCUGGACCGGCUCAAGGUGUUCGACGGGAUCCCGCCGCCCUACGACAAGAAAAAGCGGAUGGUGGUGCCCGCGGCGCUGAAGGUCGUGCGGCUGAAGCCCACGCGGAAGUUUGCCUACCUGGGGCGCCUGGCCCAUGAGGUGGGCUGGAAGUACCAGGCCGUGACGGCCACGCUGGAGGAGAAGAGGAAGGAGAAGGCCAAGAUCCACUACCGGAAGAAGAAGCAGCUCAUGAGGCUCCGGAAGCAGGCCGAGAAGAACGUGGAGCAGAAGAUCAGCAAGUUCACAGAGGUCCUCAAGACCCACGGGCUCCUGGUCUGAGCACAAUAAAGACUUGGUUCCUCACUA